UCAAAAUAUCGAAUUAUCCACCAAAUUCUCACUUGCUUUGCUCAAUAAUAUGAAGGCGUUUAUUCAGAUUCAUAAUUUACCAGAAUCCAUUGGAUAAUUCUUUGUAUGGUAGAAAAAGUUUUAUAAAUUAUAUCCUACCGUCGUUGUCUUAGGUUUCCUCCCUUUGUUUCUCAGAUUGCAAAAACAUCGUCAAUUGAUACAGGCAUUUCUGAUUCAUAGCAGAGAAGCACUGUGAGAGGUAAGAAGAAAGUUAUAAUGGAGUCCUCGGUGAUGACAGUAGACGAGGUUGUAGAAGAGAUAAUGAGAAUCCAUAGAUCCUUACCGGCCCGACCUGGAAUCGAUGAAGUAGAAGCAGCCAAAACGUUAAUCCGAAACGUGGAGAGGGAAGAUCAGUUGAGACUCGAAGCGGUUGCGAGGCAAAGCAAAGCCAAAGAUGUGCCAGAAGAAUUAUUCAAGGUGCUUCAAGAGAUUCAGAGGAAUUUGAUCCAUUUUCAAAGUGCGGAGCAAAAGAGGGAAGCUUUAAAACUGUUGGAUCUUGAACGUGUCCACCUACUGUUCGAUGAUUCGAUUCAGAGAGUUUCCAAAUGCUUGUCUUCUAAAUCGGGUUCCAGUAAUACACAGUCGAAUGAUCUUUCCAAUAGUUCUUCGAGGGAUUUGAGCAGUUUAUCCUUGGCAACCUCAGCUUCCUUCUCCGGCAACAGUCUCAAUUCUCCAGCUACGGAUACAACCACAGCCACAGCCACAUCAUCUUCCCUGUCCAGUUCUUAUAUUGAGAAGGAGAAAGUAAAAGCGUCGGAGUGGUUUAGCAAGGACGAUAGUUAUUUGAAGAAGACAAAGACUGAUUUUCAUCUUGACGGAAUUGGGAUUGGGAUUCGAUCUGGUGAUGUUCUAACAGGGCCCCAGAUUGUUGAUUCCACUCUGAAGCCAGCUAUUACUUCCGGUCAAGACGGUGACAAAAUGAGUUUAAUUAAGGUUGCUAGUUUGAUUGAAGUAUCAGCAAAGAAAGGAACUCGGGAGCUCAAUCUUCAAGCUAAAUUGGCUGAUCAAAUUGAAUGGCUUCCUGAUUCAAUAGGGAAGCUAUUAGGUUUGAUAAAUUUGGAUUUAUCAGAGAAUCAAAUCCUGGUAUUACCUGACACCGUAGGACGACUUUCAUCGCUGGAAUUGUUGGAUUUACAUGGAAACAAAAUCAGCGAAUUGCCAGAAUCCAUUGGGGAUUUGCUUACUUUAGUCCGUCUCAACCUCAGUGGAAACCAAAUAAAAACAUUGCCUCCAACUAUUGGUAAGUUAAUUCGGCUUCAAGAUCUUGAUUUAAGCUCUAACGCAAUCAUGGCCCUCCCAGAGACAAUUGGAUCACUUGUCAGUCUCAAGAAAUUGAAUGUUGAAACUAAUAAUAUCGAGGAAAUCCCUCAUACUAUUGGUCGAUGUACUUCACUCAAAGAGCUUCAUGCAGACUAUAACCGGCUUAAAGCUCUACCUGAAGCAGUAGGAAAAAUUGGAUCCUUGGAAGUACUGACAGUGCGUUACAAUAACAUCAAACAACUGCCUACCACAAUGGCAUCCUUAUCAAGCUUGAGGGAGCUCAAUGUUAGUUUCAAUGAGCUCGAGUCAAUUCCAGAAAGUUUGUGCUUUGCUACAACACUUGUAAAGAUGAACAUAAGCAACAAUUUCGCGGACCUGCAAUCUCUGCCAAGGUCUAUUGGGAAUCUUGAGAUGCUAGAGGAGUUGGAUAUGAGCAACAAUCAAAUAAGAUCCCUUCCGGACUCUUUCAGGAUGCUAACUCGACUUCAUGUCUUAAAUGUUGAGGGAAAUCCUCUGGCAGUGCCACCUAGAAAUAUCAUUGAGAAUGGAGCACAGGCUGUUGUCCAAUACAUGGCCAAUCUUGUUGCUCGGAGGGAUGUGAAGUCACAACCAGUGAAGCAAAAGAAAUCUUGGGCUCAUAUAUGCUUCUUUUGGAGAUCUAAUAAACGCAAACGCAAUGGCAUGGACUCUGCAAAAGCUUAAUAUGCCGCAGUUUGGAUAAAAUGUGGACAGCUAAUUUCUUUGGGACACUGAGCUGUGAUUAGGUUGGAAGAGCGCUAGAGUAUGGCCAAACUCAUUUGUCUUUACAGCAAAAUGAUCUGUUCAGAUAUGACUCUGAUCUUUGCCUCGUGUAAUUGUAGAUUUUCAUUUUUUUUUUCCUCUGCUGUUAUCUUCACCUUUAGUUUUCCAUUCUUGAUCUAAAUUGAGCUGUAUGAUUAACUUUAACCCGGUUAAAUUGUGAAGGAAAAUAGUUUGUAUUUACCGCUCCUUGCUGAUAAUGAAGUACAAGCUUAUUUGAUUCCA
This is a messenger RNA of Olea europaea var. sylvestris, 2322 nucleotides long. RefSeq names its product plant intracellular Ras-group-related LRR protein 4-like. The record is from RefSeq and is a predicted model, not a curated record. Bases 256 to 2001 code for a protein of 581 amino acids. The transcript is spliced from 5 exons. Gene Ontology annotation, molecular function: protein binding. NCBI's taxonomy places the organism in Eukaryota, Viridiplantae, Streptophyta, Magnoliopsida, Lamiales, Oleaceae.